Messenger RNA from Penaeus indicus, 920 nucleotides. Its product is annotated as RING-type E3 ubiquitin-protein ligase PPIL2-like. Lineage: Eukaryota; Metazoa; Arthropoda; Malacostraca; Decapoda; Penaeidae. The annotation marks the transcript as partial. The record is from RefSeq and is a predicted model, not a curated record. The transcript has 10 exons.
GACAGUUCACACCUAGGUACCUAACCUCCACGGAAGUGGUCAACACUCUAUGGAGGUUACAAGAAGUCAUCACACUCUGGAGCCCGGGCAGAAUUCAGACGGCUGCCACUCAGUCAUUGUGCUCUGUCGCUGAUGCCCUUUCAACCACCCCCAUGAACGAAAAGGACCUGAUAAAAGUUACCUUUCACCGAGCAAGUACUGGAGAAUACCACUGCCCUGUAUUGUACAAGCCCCUCACCAACACCUCUCACGUGGUUGCAGUCAAGACAACUGGCCAUACACAGCUGAAUAUUAAAGUCAACAACUGGAGGGAGCUCCUCACAGACAAGCCCUUCACCCGCAAUGACUUGAUUAUCAUCCAGGAUUCUCAAGACCUGACCAAGUUCAACAUCAGCAAGUUCAUCAUGUCCUCGUUCAGAUGCAUCCAUGAGACUGAGAAUGUUUCACGAGAUACUCAGCAGAUCCUGGAAGAGUUCAACAAAACCUACACAGAUGAUGGUCCAAAGGAGGAAGCAGGAGAACGAGUAGUAGCAGAUAAAUUUAAUGCGAAAUACAAAUUCUUUAACUCUUUAGAUAUGAUAAGUGAUGUUUUGACAAGUUUAAUGCAGACUGACAUUCUCAGAUCAAAAGCAGCAGUACUAGAAGACGAUGUGUUGUCAGAUAUCAGAGGGUUAAAAAAAAGGGUUAUGUUUCCCUCAAGAAAAUUUGGGUACAUUGAACUUGAAGUGUACUGUUACACCGUACCAAAGCCUUCCAGAGAACUCAAUAAGAGUGUGUCGUUCAUACAAGGAGGAGAUCAGAAGGUACAGGCAAAGGUGGAGAGUCCAUUUGGGGAACCAUCAAGGAUGAAUUUCGGCCCAACUGUCCAUAAGGGAAGAGGAGUUCUCUCUAUGGCCAACUCAGGGACUGACACCAAUUAA